UCCGGAUAUUCACAAAUUUCUUCCAAAUGGCUCGUUUGUGGACACAUGCUUAUUGGAACGUUUCUGUUAUCCUGUACUUCUACGCCUAUCAAUUUUUGUUUUUAAGACACACCCAGUAUAAUACGAAGUGUGCUGUUCUACGGAUGAAUAAAGCAAUCAGUCAUGUUCAAGGUUUCAUCGACAGCGGUCACGGAAAUGGUCUUACUUUGUUGUCCUUAAUGAUCAUACUUUAUAUUGUUCUGUAUUUCAUAUGGAAUGUAAACCAAACAUGUUCAGAGUCUACGGCGGAUAAUCAAAAUUUUAUCCGCAAUGUAUUUGAGAUGAUGUUGCACUUGAAAAGAAAGAAUGACACAUCUUUGACCGAGGAGCUUUGUGAUGAAAACUGGUGAUUUGCUGUUGUGGCGUGGAAGUUUAAAUAAAUGCUGAAAAAAUUAUAUAUUUAUAUAUAUACACGUUUUGUCGCACUGAUUAUUGUUUUAUUUUGCAUCUUAUAAGUCUUCGCGUGCGGAUCGUUUCUGACUGACCCUUAGUGUUUUAUGUUUUGGAUAUAUUACUCUGAGGAAAUGUUCUCUACAAACAUUGUUGACAUUUGGCGUCACUGUCAUUAUAUCAUUUGAAACAUUUAUCAUGCCAUUUAGACGGAGUAAAGCGUAAAUUGGUUGCCAUAAGAUCAUCCGAAAUCCUAAGGCCCAUUAUGUUGCCCGUGAGUUAAUUUUCUGUAGUGAGGCCUCUACAUGCCCAAGUAUCUGAAACGUUACCAAGCAGCAGCAGUGAACUCUUUUCAAGCGGACUUUUGUGUCAGGAAUCUAAAAACAACCAUGAAAAGUGCACGAGGUCUUUCAAGAAUAUAUAAGGUGUAUAAUGAUUUACUCACAAAACAUCCUGUCAAAGUUCAGUCAAUACAGACAGCAAUGCUCUGUGGCACUGGAGACAUAAUUGCGCAGACUGCUAUUGAAAAGAAGAAGCUCAGUGAAUUUGAUGUAAAAAGAUUUGCUUCAUUUUUUGCAUUUGGAGGAAUCUUUGUUGGUCCCACAUUACGAAUGUGGUUUGGACUUCUUGAUACAAAAGUGAAAGGAAGUCAUUAUGCUGUUGUGGCUCAAAAAGUUUUAUUGGACCAGUGUAUAAUGGCACCUUUCCUUUUAUUGCUGACCCUUUCUGUCCUUAACAUAUGUUCAGGGAAAAGUUUAGCUGAAGUUAAAGAAAAGUUGGGAGCUGAUUAUGGGAGUAUUUUGAUAACAAACUAUAAAGUAUGGCCUGCUGUCCAGCUUAUAAACUUUGGCUUCGUACCUGUGAACUUCCAGGUACCUGUCACACAAGUUGUGGGUGUUGGUUGGAACACUUACCUUUCCUGGAAGGCUCAUCGACCACCACAAAAGCCUGCUGUAGAGUGAGGUGAGUAACUGCUUGAAACAUGCAUUGUGUCACAGAUGCAGGAUGGAGGAGGGGGGAGGCAACACAACAACUGUGGAUUACAUGAACAUAUUGCAGACCACGUGCACUCCUUCAUGACUGAGAUCUUCUCCAAUGGCAACGCCUUUCAGCAUGAUAACUGGUCUGCGUCUCAAGGCAGAAUCAUGCUAUAGUGGUUUGAGGAGGGUAGUGAAAAUUCAGAUCAUGGCCACCACAUUUAUUGGUCUGAAGCUGAUGGAACACAUCUUGGAUGUUAUUGGUUUCCAGCUCCACACCCACAAAUGCCCAACCCCUCAUUUACAGGAAUUUUGUGACCUGUGUGUAGACUUCUGGUGACAAAUAUCUCUGGAAACAUACCACAGACUUAUUGAAUCCAUGUUGCAAUGAAUCACACUUGUGUUGCAUUCCAAAGGUGAACCAACAUGCAUGGUCUUAAUGUUUUGGCACAUCACCAUUGAUGUGUCAGUGUGAAGUGCUUAUAAUAUCUUCAGAUGCAGAUUGGAAUGAUGUUCCGUAUUGAGCAAUUGGAUAAAAACGUACUUGAUUAGAAGCAAAAUGGAUGUUUGAUAACCCAACCCCUUAUACACUCAGUAGCACGUUAUGACUUACUCUUGUUCUAAAGAAAUUAUACUCAUCUUAAAUGUGAUUCUAUUUGAAAUUUCAGAUUAUCUGUGUGAGUGUGGUAUUCAAGCAGAAAGAAGCUACUGUUGAAAACUACUAGGGCUCUGUCCAUAAGUGAGAAAGUGUCUGACAACUUGUACUUUUUGAUACAUUGCGAAUAAACAUUUUAAAUCAA
This is a messenger RNA of Schistocerca serialis cubense, 2206 nucleotides long. RefSeq names its product protein Mpv17-like. Gene Ontology annotation, cellular component: membrane; cytoplasm. The transcript is spliced from 6 exons. NCBI's taxonomy places the organism in Eukaryota, Metazoa, Arthropoda, Insecta, Orthoptera, Acrididae. The coding region runs from base 735 to 1391 and encodes 218 amino acids. The record is from RefSeq and is a predicted model, not a curated record.